CGUUAACAGUGAUAUGUAAAUAAUAUAACAAUAAAAUGCGACUUCCGUGAACGCCAAUUACCAAAAAUUUGAGUGAAAUUUUCUAAAUUUCUCUUGUUCAUAUCUUAAUAAGACAGCAAAAACGUUUAAAAACGCUACUAGAGCAGCGACCAGUGCAAUGCCACUGGCUGAUUUGAAUAAAGACUUACGGCAGCUGGGUGUAACCAGUAACAAUAGCGCCCACAAUAAUAAUGGCACGCAGCGUAUGCAGAUUACUUCGUCUGGAUGUAGCAGCUUGGCUGUUACUCCAAUGGAACAUACGCCCACUGAUGAAGAGGGUGGCGUUACGACGGUGACGUCAUCGCAGCGCAGACAGCAACAGCAUCACCAACAACAAAAACUGCAGCAAGUGCAGCAAACAGCACUGCAGGCAGCGCUAGAGCAGCAUCACAUAUCGCCAACACCAGGUGACUCCUCAGAACUAAUGGAGUUAAGUGAUUCAGAAGGUUAUACAUGUGCUGUUGGCGAUGCCAAUUUAAGAGAAAAUGAGUUUGAGUUGCGUGAAGUCGUUAAGGAAGGUCACGACAAGGCCGACCCUUCACAGUUUGAAUUGUUACGUGUACUCGGUGAAGGUAGUUUUGGCAAAGUUUUCCUUGUGCGCAAAAUUGUUGGUAAAGAUGCGGGCACAUUGUACGCCAUGAAAGUUCUGAAAAAAGCAACCUUGAAGGUCAAGGACCGAGUACGUAGCACAAACGAGCGUAAAAUUUUAGCGGAUGUAGGUCACGCUUUCAUAGUAAAGUUACAUUAUGCCUUUCAAACUCCUGGCAAAUUGUAUUUGAUAUUAGAUUUCCUACGUGGAGGCGAUCUAUUCACACGUCUCUCUAAGGAAGUUAUGUUCACCGAGGAAGACGUCAAAUUCUAUUUAGCUGAACUCGCGCUCGCCCUGAAUCAUCUACAUACCUUGGGAAUUAUAUACAGAGAUUUGAAACCUGAAAAUAUACUACUAGAUGAGCAUGGUCACAUAGCGUUAACAGAUUUUGGACUGUCUAAGCAACCACUCGACGGUUCCAAAACGUAUAGUUUUUGUGGGACAGUAGAGUAUAUGGCACCUGAAAUAGUUAAUCGUAAAGGACAUGACUUUGCUGCAGAUUGGUGGUCUUUUGGCGUAGUUAUGUAUGAAAUGUUAACAGGUAACCUACCGUUUCAUGGCCAGACCAGGCAAGAAACAAUGAAUCAGAUAUUACGCUCCAAGUUGGGUAUGCCCGAAAAUCUGUCGCCGGAAGCACAAUCAUUAUUGCGUGCACUUUUUAAACGCAAUCCACAGAAUCGGCUUGGUGCUGGUGAACAGGGUAUCUUGGAUAUAAAGGCACAUUGUUUUUUUGAUACAAUUGAUUGGUUGGGUUUGGAACGUAAGGAUGUGCGGCCGCCAUUCAUACCAGCAGUUUCGAGGGACGAUGCAUUUUAUUUCGAUGUUGAGUACACUUCUAAAUCGCCACGUGAUUCACCUGGUGGCCCAAUAUCUGCAUCGGCACAUGAAAUAUUUCGUGGUUUCAGUUUUGUGGCACCAGUUUUGCUGGAUCAAACAUUGUCACCAAAUAAUUCAAGUGCCCACUCGCCUAUAUUACCUAUAGCGCAUACGCCACGCAGUUUACCAGGUGUGUUGCCUGGUAGCUUUCAUGCAGAUUACAAUCUACUGCAGGAACUGGGGCGUGGCACGUUUUCCGUUUGCCGUUUAUGUGAGAAUCGUUCAACGAAGAAGCAUUUUGCUGUGAAAAUUAUUGAAAAAGCAGCAGUAGUCGCAUGCUCCGCUUCGGCGGAUUGUUGGGAAGAAGUUGAGAUAUUGUUACGCUAUGGCAAUCAUCCGAAUAUUGUGACUUUGUUCUCUGUGUACGAGGACACAACGUCAGCUUAUUUGGUUAUGGAACUGUUGAAGGGAGGUGAACUGUUGGAUCGGAUUUUGGCUGUGGGACAAAUGUGUGAGAGUGAGGCGAGUGCUGUGUUGCGUACUGUGGUUUCCGCUGUGGCUUACUUGCAUGAACAUGGGGUUGUGCAUAGAGAUUUAAAACCUUCAAAUAUGAUAUAUGCUAGUAUGAGACAGACUCCAGAAACUUUAAAGUUAUGUGAUUUAGGAUUUGCUAAACAGUUGCGGGCAGAUAAUGGUUUGCUAAUGACGCCUUGUUACACAGCAAAUUUUGUAGCGCCCGAAGUAUUAAAACGACAAGGCUAUGACUUAGCAUGUGACAUAUGGUCAUUAGGAGUUUUACUAUACAUAAUGUUAUCGGGUCGCACACCCUUUGCAUCGACACCGAAUGAUUCACCAGAUGUGAUAUUGAAGCGUAUUGGCUCAGGCCACAUUGAUUUUAGUACGACACGUUGGACCUUAGUUAAUCCACCAGUAAAAGAGUUAUUGCGACAAAUGCUGCAUAUUGUGCCUGAAAAUAGACCGACAGCGUCUCAAAUACUACAACACCCAUGGCUCCAAGAGCAGUCUAUGUCUACACUUAAGUUAACAGAAUAUGCUCUAAAUGCACAAAUGACGGGAAGCAUACAGCAGAAUACGAAUUCAGUACGUGAAGCGACAAUGGCGUUACGAGGUGCAGUCGAUGCUACUUUCCGUGCUAUUGCCAUACCACAGGCCGCAAACGUUGGACCCGUGCAAAUGUCUAUGCUAGCCAAGCGACGUGCUAAAGAUCGUGCUAAUAUGCAUUCAUAAUCGUAUGUGUAGAUGCCGCCAGAAUGGCAGCUCUUUAAAUGCAGAUGCAUGCAUUGCAACUUUACUUCUCCUAACUGACACAGAUCCAUUUUAAUCAAAGAACUGCAAAGUCUACUGUGCUAAGCGGUAAAAAAAUGCUAUGGCUUUGCAGGCUAUUGCUUGUUUUGAGCUCUAUUUCUAGGCGCUGCUUCCUACUAUCACUGAUUUGACUUCCACAUUACUACAACUUCGCGACAUUCAAACUGUUGUUGUAAUUCGUAAACAAGUUAAUUAUUUAUUAAUUUUUAGUCAGACUAAUUAUGUAUAUGUAAAGAGUACAUAAAGCUUACAUGAGAGUUACAAAUUUAAAUAAUGUAUUUUUAUUGAAACUAAAUUAAAUUGUUGAUUGUAAUGCUGAACUU
Molecule: messenger RNA, 3093 nt
Organism: Teleopsis dalmanni
Lineage: Eukaryota; Metazoa; Arthropoda; Insecta; Diptera; Diopsidae
Gene: S6kII
Product: ribosomal protein S6 kinase 2 beta
Exons: 3
Coding region: 158-2692 (844 amino acids)
Biological process (GO): intracellular signal transduction; protein phosphorylation
Molecular function (GO): magnesium ion binding; ATP binding; ribosomal protein S6 kinase activity
Source: RefSeq, a predicted model, not a curated record